GGACGAGGAACCAGGAACAUGAUGGGAAUCAGGCGCGUGACGACGAUGUCGAAGAACCUCUACUGUUGGUCAGGAGUUCUGGUACUACUGCUGCUGCUGGUGCUGCAGAAGAUGAGCGAAAUCCGAGUAAAGAAACGUCUUCAAGUAGAACAGCAGGCUCCGUUCUCAGUGGCAUUGCAAGUUCAGCCGAAAUUUCCUCGCCAGCAAGUUCCGCAUCGGGAACAAGCGCUAGUGGAAGUGCUUUUUUCAUGCCCCCAGGCGAUUCUGCCUCUGCCUCCGCGAUUAUGUCUACUGCUGCAGGAGAUGCACAGCACAGCGGCCAGACAGCAGGCCUGGACUCUCUAUCAAAG
Molecule: messenger RNA, 350 nt
Organism: Amoebophrya sp. A120
Lineage: Eukaryota; Dinophyceae; Syndiniales; Amoebophryaceae
Source: the annotation of a GenBank genome assembly